Messenger RNA from Leptopilina boulardi, 4432 nucleotides. RefSeq lists its product as uncharacterized. Bases 240 to 3593 code for a protein of 1117 amino acids. Gene Ontology annotation, cellular component: nucleus. The transcript has 19 exons. The record is from RefSeq and is a predicted model, not a curated record. Gene Ontology annotation, molecular function: DNA-binding transcription factor activity, RNA polymerase II-specific; sequence-specific DNA binding. Lineage: Eukaryota; Metazoa; Arthropoda; Insecta; Hymenoptera; Figitidae. Gene Ontology annotation, biological process: regulation of transcription by RNA polymerase II.
ACAGGCCAGUAUAGGCCUGACUGAUAAGCAGAUGGUGAAAGCCGGUGCCGCCAUCUUGUUCUAAUGUGGUAAAUGCACAAUAAUGCAGUCGUAGCGAGAUUUUCGUUACGUCCUGUCUACUUUAAUAUACAUUCAUCAGUUCUUAUUUUUAAAUAACUGUUCAGUGUUUUGUGAAAAUCAUAGAAACUUUUGUGCGAUACUGUAUAGUGAAAUAAAUCUCAGAGACAGAAGCCAACGUUAUGCCGAAGGCUCGAUUAAUAACCCGAUCAGUGACAAUGGUUCGCCCACCAGAUAUGACGUUAAAUUUGGAAUGUGUAGAAGAGCCAUUGAGCGAUGCUCAAUUAAGUUUUCGUUCAAAAUAUAAAGAAAAUUUUGAUUCGGUUUCUAAAACCUUAGAAGAAUUAGUAAAAGAACGCGGUGGUAAACUUAUUCAUCAAGCAGGUGUUGUUUCUGGAUACGAAUAUAAAUUACCGAGUAGUGCUCCUAUUCCAACAACAGUUACAACUAAUGCACAAGCUCAAGUACUCAGUGUUAAUCAUGCAAUACAAAAUAAGGCUCAACCGAUAAAAUUAAGUAUGAUAAGCAAUGCGGCAGCUGGUCAAGGAAAUUUACAAUUAGUGAUGGAUCCUCGAAUGGGAGUAAUAUUGGGAACAGUUGCUACUCAACCAGGUACAACAACAGCUACAUCUAUAUCGACUAGUAAUCCGCAACUACAAUCUGAAAAUUACAAAACUGUUCCAUUAAGAACUACCAUGCGUCCAAGAACAAAAGUUAUUCCAAUUUCACAACCUGAUAUCAUUGAAGAGCAACCAGUCCAAACUCAAACAAGAAAUCGAUCACGUCCAACGCCUGCGACUCAUGCUGCGCCAGUUACAACCAAUGCACCAAGUACUCAAAAUGUUAGAGUCAAAACCGUUGCUAAACAAUUAUCAACGCCCGUUGCACAACAUCCAGCAAGACCUACUGAAGACACAAGUAUUGGUGGAAUUGCAGUUAACAGCAAAAAUGCUGUUGGCGAUCAUAUUGAAGAAUCAAAGAAACAUUUACCUGACGGUAGAGAAAUAACGUUUAAUAAAAUAAAUGGAGGACGUACUUUUCCAUCGUUGGUCGUUGUUGCGAGACCAAAUCUUUGUACGAAAACUGUGACACCACAAGUUGCACAAAAAGAAAGAGGCGAAUUAGAUUUACAAGUUAAAAGUGUAUUGAUGUUAUCGGCAACAAAAUUCGCCGAAUGGUUGAUUCAACAAGGUUUAGUGAGAUCGGAACAAUAUUGUACGCAGCAUAGUACAAAUUAUCAAAAAGUGAAACUAAAACUUGGAAUGUACAGUGAUACUGGCACUUUUCCUUAUUCUGGAGGAUACGUUUGGGUUUCGAGUUGUUGUCCAGAUCGUUUUGUCUCUGUUUUUUCCGGUUCAAUAUUUCAAGGUGCACCACAUCAACCGACAAUUCUUUUAAAAUUAAUCUAUCAUUGGGCUUGUCAAACGAACAUUCAAAAUGUCGUUUCUUGGGUAAAAGUGGGCAAUGUUUAUGUGAAAAAUUUCUACACAACUCUUCGUAGUAUUUGUACGGCUGCAGUUUGGGACAAAUGUACAAUAAUGGGUGGAAAAAAUUCAAUGAUUCAAGUUGGUGUCAUUAGUCUUGGCACUACAUCUCAAGAUGGAAAUUUACGUCAGGUAAAAGUUGAAGUCUUGGGUGUAUUGAAUCCAGAAACAUCGGAAUUAAGAUUAAGAGCCUGUGAACCUGUGAUUGAAGGUGAAAGAUCAUAUAAACGUCGAUUUAAUAAUAUUCUAAAUCCAUUGAAGGAUUGGGUUCAUAAGGAUUCAACUAUUUUGACUGAUUUCACUGUUGAUAAAAGUACACUUCAAGAAAUGGGUUUCACUAAUGUUACACAAUCGGCAUUUAGCGAACAAACACCACGAAAUACAACGAGCAAUUAUCAUAUUAUGGAAUAUUUGCGAAAAAUUGUACCGAGAAUGUUUCAAAAUACACUUAGUUUACUGAGUAGACAAAUGAUUCAACAAUUUCUUGAUGAAUUGGUUUGGAGGGAAAUAUUUGGUGCAACCGCUGCAAAAGGUUUUGAAAAUAUUAUUCGUCAUAUUGCUGAACAAACAAGAUUGGACACAACUGAGGGUCUUUUAGAUCGAUUGACAAAAAUCUCGGCUAAUCCAUUUAAUGAUUGGUCCUAUUCUAAUGCAAAUCCACCGCCACUUGCUCCUAUGGUGACAAUUCCAAAGGAACCAAACUCUGAUACACAUUCAAAGCAAAAUGAAAAAUAUACAAAUCAAACUAAUAAGAGAAAUAGAAAGAGGGCAUGGCAAACAAGAAGUCCUGAACCAGAGAGUAAACGUCGUACACCUGAUUUUUCAGCGUUUGAUAAGGAAAAUAAAAUUGGAGAAAAAGUACAACUUCAGGAAUUUUAUUAUGCGACAAUGGAUGGAAACAAAGCUCACUCGCCAAAAGAGCAUAAGAACGCAUUUUUAUUCAAGUGUUUCUUGUGUAACGCAACAAUGAGAAGUAACAGCGAAGUUAUGGAACAUAUGAUAAGUCAUGUUCCACGUCAAGUUCCUGGUCAAUCAGAUUCACCAGUUUGUAGAUAUUGCUGCAGUGCUUUCUCUUCUCAACACCAGAUUGCUAUUCACGUCACCGAAACACAUAGUAAUUUUGGUCACUCGGAUAGCGAUAUGGUUGUUUGCGCAAUAUGCGAGCAUAAAUUCGGAAAUAGUUCUUUGCUGAUCAAUCAUUUAUCAUUGACGCAUUAUCCAUCGGAAAUGCCUUAUCGUUGUGAAACUUGCGGAUAUCGUACGUCCAGUCAUAAAGAUGUUAUUGAUCAUUACUACAAAGUUCAUGAAAAUGGCGAAGGUUUACAAUGUCCUUACUGUUUGAAGGUGAUACAAUUUGUAUCUGAGGGAGUUGUAAACACGCCAAGCAUUCAUGGAUAUCUUUUACAUAUGCAAAGGCAUAUUGUGAGACGAGAAGAGGGUAGAGGCAACAAAUGUACAAGGUGUUGUCUUUGGUUUAAUCAAAGAAGUUCCUUGAAAAAUCAUCAAAUCGAACUACACGAUUAUGUAUCAGGUCCAAAGGUCAUACCUUAUAAAGGCAGUUCUAAUGGAACAAUGAUUACACGUCAAAGACCUCAGGUUAAACGAUUUGAAAAGAUUAAUUUCAAUUCAGAAGCUUCUAAAGAUGUGAAAAAAUGGAAUACCGGUCCAGUUAGAGUUAAUCUUCCCAGCAAUAGUUUCCCAUGUCAGGAAUGUGAGGAAGAUAUUGAUGAAAUAGAUCAUUAUCCAGGAGAACAAAGAUGUCAACAAUGUCGAUAUGUCACAUGUUGUUGGCGAGCGUUUAAGGAACAUCAACAACAAAUUCAUAAUGAGAGACCGAAAACAACUCUCGUUGUUCCAUCUCCAAUGAUCAGUAUACCACUUGAAAAGAAAAUGAAAUGUCCAUGUAAUUUUGCAACAAAUGAUGGAAACUUGCUUGCUGCUCACUUAGUGAAAUGCAAAAGAAUAUCCGCAUUUCCCGUUGAGAAUACAAGUCCCUCAGGUAUGUUAGACAGCUUGGGUCUUGUUCCAAAAAGUGCAUCAGAGGUACGCUAAAAAGUACUAAAUAGAUAAAUACUCCACAAAAAUCUCCAUGCGAAUUAAGUACAAAUCAAAGUGAAGAAAAAAAUGAAUUCGCAGUUAAAUUUGGUCGUGAAAAAAAAAUAUUAGUCUCAAUUUACUAACAAAAAAAGAAAAAAAGUACAUUGCUGCUUAUUCAUAUUCUUUAAUAAAUGUUUUAUUUUUUAUUAAUAUGGAGAAUAGAAUUAUAAUGUUCACAAGUACGUAAAAAAAAAAAACAAUCUCUAAAAAUACUACAUAAUAACUAGUCGAGAAAAUUGGUUUAAAUUUUGUACUUUUUGAAUUCGUAUUAUUAAUAUUUGCAAUAUUAUGUUUUCUUUUUCUUUCUAAAUUGUUGUUUUUUCCUUUUUCUUUUCUUUCUUUUUCUUUUUUGUACUCGUUUCUAUAAAUAAUUAAAUUGAGGUGAUUGUUUUAACAUAGUGUUUGUAUAUAUAUAUAUAGCACAUAUAUAUAUAUAUAUUAUAUAUGCAAAAGACGAUUCAUUGUAGAAUGAUAAAAGAAUGAUAAGAAUGAGGUUCUCAUUGUAAUGCUUUCAGUUUUGAGGAAAAAAAAACAAAAGUUAAGUAGAAUUGUAUUUGACAAGGAUAAUUUUUAGAAAAAAAAAAAAAAAUUAUAUAUAGAUCUUACCCGUGAAUGAAUGAAGUUUUUUUUUUUUUUGUUUGAAAGAUUUAAAAAGAGAAUGCAACAAUUAAAAAUAAGUUUUAUGUUAACAUUACAAUGUAAUGGUAUUCACUAUAAGCUUACGACUUUUUCGAUUACUUCUAUUAAUGUGUAAAUAAAUUUUGUCACUAUUGUGAAUCUAAAAACAUAGAAAU